Stegostoma tigrinum is the source of this 2358-nucleotide messenger RNA. RefSeq lists its product as uncharacterized. The coding region runs from base 72 to 686 and encodes 204 amino acids. Lineage: Eukaryota; Metazoa; Chordata; Chondrichthyes; Orectolobiformes; Stegostomatidae. The record is from RefSeq and is a predicted model, not a curated record. The transcript has 3 exons.
CCAAUCGGGUAAUUUUGCAUUUGUGAAUCAUUGUCGUACAUAGACAACUCCAUAGCACAGAAUGUUGAGGAAUGCAGUAUUUAGAGUCUUACAGGGACUUUCAUUGGAGCAGCUGGAGGGCGGAUACUUGGGAAUUGGUAAAUGCGGACUUUGGGCCUAAUCUCACAGGGACUUUCCUUGGAGCUGGGAACAGUCAGAUGGCAGAGGCUCAGUCAUCUUUAAGAGCUAAACGGCUUAUGGGCUGCAGAAUGCUGAACAACUUCAUUACAAAUGCCACUUAUGAGUCUUUUGAAAUAGAAAGCAAUCAUCCCUUAUAUGUUUGCUUACAAACAGAAAGUGAAACAGAAGAAUUUUUCAUUAAAAAAACACAGGACUGGUCUGAGGCAGUGGAAGACUGUCUCUGGGACUGCUUGGAUUUGGUGGAUUGGACCAGGUUUAGGUGUUCAGCAGAAAACCUAGACGAGUAUGCCACCACUGUCACCGACUUCAUUAGCAAAUGCGUGGAGGACUGUGUACCAAAGAAGUCAGUCCGAGUGUUCCCCAACUAUAAACAUUGGAUGAACCACACCUGGCUGAAGACCAGAUGUGCAGCAUUCAAGUCAGGUGACCUGGACCAAUACAGAAAGUCCAGAUAUGAACUCUGCAAAGCCAUCAGGGAGGCCAAGAGUCAAUAUCCAACAAUGUGAGAGUCCCAGACCUACCAAACAGACUUCUGCCAUCUAUGGAAAGGCCUAAACGAUAUUACAGGAUACAAAAUGAAACAGUGUAAGAUGGCAGACAAUGAUACAUCCCUCCUUGACACACUCAAUGCUUUCAAUGCUUAGUUUGAGCAGAAUACCAGCAACAUGGUGAUGCCUGUUCUGACAGCCCAGACACAUCUACUCCCUCUGUCACCACUUCAGUCGUCAGAUCAGUCUUCCUGGGAGUCAACCCAAGGAAAAUGACAGGACCAGGCAGUGACCCCAGCCAAGCACUCAGAUUCUGUGCAGUCCAACUGGCAGAGAUAUUCACCAGCAUCUUCAACUUCUCCCUCUUACAAGCCAAAGUCUCCACUUGCUUCAAGAAGUCCACCAUCAUUGCCAUACCCAAGACAACACAUGCACAGUGCCUUAAUGACUACCGCCCAGUGGCUCUGACUUCAAUAAUCAUGAAGUGCUUCAAGAGGCUGGUCAUUGCCCACAUCAGCUCCAGUCUCCCAACCUGCCUCAAUCCCCUACAGUUUGCCUACUGACAUAACAGAUCCACAGAGGAUGCUUUAGCCCCAGCCCUGCAGUCAUCUCUGGAACAUCUGGACAACAAAGACACCUACAUCAGACUCCUGCUCAUUGACUACAACUCAGCAUUCAACACCAUUAUUGCCUCCAGACUGAUCUCAAAACUACAUGACUUUGGUCUUAGCUCUGUCCUCUGCAACUGGAUCAUCAGCUUUCUGACCCAUAGGCUGCAAUCAGUGAGGAUAGGUAAUUGCACCACCUCCAGAAUAACACUCAACACUGGAGGCCUCCAAGGAUGUGUCCUUAGCCCCCUACUGUACUCCUUGUACACCUAUGGCUGUGUUCCCAAAUUCCAAAUGAAUACCAUGUACAAGUUCACUGACGAUACCACCAUAGCACGAUAGAUAUCUAGCAAUGGAGAGUCAAAAUACAGAAGGGAGAUAGAGGGCUUGGUGACGUGGUGCAAUGAAAACAGUCUCGCAACAUAAGCAAAACUAAAGAACUGAUCAUCGACUUCACAUCGAAAAGGAGGAGAACAUACUCUUUUCUACAUCAACGGAACUGAGGUUGAAAGCGUGAACAGCAUCAAGUUCCAAGGAGUGACAAUAACCAAAGUCUUUGACUUCCCACGUAGAUGCAACAGUCAAGAAGACACACUAAUGCCUCUUCUUCCUCAGGCGGCUCAGGAAAUUUGGUAUGCCCAUAAGGUCGCUCACCAAAUUUUACAAAUGCACCAUUGAAAGCAUUCUGUCCGGGUGCUUAAUGGCUUGGUAUGGCAACUGCUCUGCCUAGGACUGCAAGAAACUACAGCAGGCGAUGUGCACAGCCCAGACUACCACAGAACACAACCUUCCUUCCAUGGACUCUAUUCACAUGACCCGCUAUUGCAGAAAGGCUGCCAAUAUCAUCAAAGACCCAUUGUACCCUGGUCAUGACCUCCUCCCACAGAAGAUACAGAAGCCUGAGCACACACACAAGCACAAGCACGUUCAGGAACAACUUCUUUCAGGCCGUUAUCAGACUGUUGAAUGGACUGUAGGCUCAAAUAAAGUAACUUGCAUGCUUCUAAGUCUUUUUGAUCUGUACAUCCUUUGCUUGCUGUGAUCUGCCUGUGCCAUUUGUAAACAAAGCUUUUCACUGUAUU